GAACAAACGACCGCAUCGGGGUGACGGCAUCUCGCCAUGCUCUCUCCGCUCGGCCCACGCCGCUCUCCGCUCGGCCCCCGCCGGUCUCCGCUCGGCGAACGCCGCUCUGUUGAAACAGUGGCUAAGAAGUCGUCUCUCGGCAACCGCCGCUCCCGCCAACGCGGCUCGACCGUCACCUCGGAGCUGCUCGAGACAGUGCAGCACGAGCUCCGGGUCGAGAAGGAGCGGCAGGACAAGGAGCUUUGCGCCUGGGGAAGAGGGCUCGACUGGCGCCCGUGGGAGGCGAUGGCCCCCGCGUCGGUCGAAUGCGGAGUGUUCUCGCUUGACCUCUGAACCGAACCAUCGUCCGGCAUCUGCUCGUCGUGGUGUGCCGCUGGUUUGUGACAGGACAUCGCGCUGCGAUGUGACUGAUGAUGGAGAUAGAAUGCAUGUUGUUGAGUCCAGGCAGUGACUGGUGGUGUCUCAGGAUGUGGAGUGAAGAUCCAUCCCACAUGCAAGAUCGUGUGUGUGUA
Molecule: messenger RNA, 512 nt
Organism: Emiliania huxleyi CCMP1516
Lineage: Eukaryota; Haptophyta; Isochrysidales; Noelaerhabdaceae
Exons: 1
Coding region: 37-333 (98 amino acids)
Source: RefSeq, a predicted model, not a curated record